Molecule: messenger RNA, 687 nt
Organism: Rhododendron vialii
Lineage: Eukaryota; Viridiplantae; Streptophyta; Magnoliopsida; Ericales; Ericaceae
Exons: 2
Coding region: 46-687 (213 amino acids)
Source: RefSeq, a predicted model, not a curated record
CUGAACAAUGGAGUUUUGGCAGUUCAGACAAUACGCAACAACAUAAUGGCAUCUUCACUUCUUGCGACAACAGCCAUCACCCUCUGUUCCCUAAUAAGUGUCUAUGUAAGCAACACUUCAGCUGGUGUCAACUCAUCGUCAUCAGAUUCAGUUUCCCUCCAUGGAACUACAAGUACAUCUUCUGUCAAGUACUUUGCUAUCCUGGUCUGCUUUCUCCUUGGCUUUCUUUGCAAUGUGCAGUGCCUUAGGUACUAUGCCCACGUUAGCUUCUUGGCUACCUUGCCCACUUCCAAAGAUAGAAGGGAAUCCAUCGAGUAUGUUGUGGCGAACUUGAAUCGGGGAAGUUUCUUUUGGUCACUUGGAUUACGUGCAUUCUAUUUGUCGUUUCCUCUUUUCCUUUGGGUCUUUGGACCCAUAUCCAUGUUUCUGUGUUGUUGUGUGAUGUCAGUUCUGCUUUAUUUCUUGGACACAACUUCCAGUUUUACACGGAUCCUUCAUAGUCACUCUAUCAACGUAGAAACAAAACCCAGUGAUGUUGAAUCAGUUUGCCAACCCUCGGAAAGUACCCGGUUUGAGGAUUCUAAUCUCCAAUGGCCAUUACUAACAAGUCAUGACCCAGUCUCAACCUCCGCAGUUGCUCAACGAACUACACUCAUGUCUGCUUCUUUGGAGCUUGGACCUGAGUAG